AUGCUGGACAUGAGCGAGACCCGCGCCCAGCCGCCCUGCAGCCCAUCUGGCACUGCUAGCUCCAUGUCGCACGUGGAGGACUCGGACUCGGACGCGCCGCCGUCGCCUGCCGGUUCCGAGGGUCUGGGCCGUGCGGCGGGCGCGGGGGGCGGCGCCCGGGGCGACGCAGCCGAGGCGGCGGACGAGCGCUUCCCCGCCUGCAUCCGCGACGCCGUGUCGCAGGUGCUCAAGGGCUACGACUGGAGCCUGGUGCCCAUGCCGGUGCGAGGCGGCGGCGGCGGUGCGCUCAAGGCCAAGCCGCACGUGAAGCGGCCCAUGAACGCCUUCAUGGUGUGGGCGCAAGCAGCGCGCCGCAAGCUGGCGGAUCAGUACCCGCACCUGCACAACGCGGAACUCAGCAAGACGCUGGGCAAGCUGUGGCGCUUGCUGAGUGAGAGUGAGAAGCGCCCCUUCGUGGAGGAGGCAGAGAGGCUGCGGGUCCAGCACAAGAAGGACCACCCAGAUUAUAAGUACCAGCCACGCCGGAGGAAGAGCGUGAAGACUGGCCAGAGUGACUCAGACUCAGGCGCCGAGCUGGGCCACCACCCGAGCGGUGCCGUCUAUAAGACUGACGCCGGCCUCGGUGAUGCACACCACCACGGUGACCACACAGGGCAGAGCCAUGGGCCGCCCACCCCCCCCACCACCCCCAAGACUGACCUGCACCACGGGGGCAAGCAGGAGCUGAAGCUGGAAGGCCGCCGCCUGGUGGACAGCGGGCGCCAGAACAUCGACUUCAGCAAUGUGGACAUCUCUGAGCUGAGCAGUGAGGUCAUCGGAAACAUGGACACCUUUGACGUCCACGAGUUCGACCAGUACCUGCCCCUCAACGGCCACUCGGCCCUGCCCACAGAGCCGGGCCAGCCCGCGGCCGCCAGCUCCUACGGAGGCACCUCCUACUCGCACUCCGGGGCGGCUGGCAUCGGGGCAUCCCCCGUGUGGGCCCACAAGGGAGCCCCAUCGGCCUCUGCGUCACCCACUGAGGCAGGGCCCCCGAGGCCGCACAUCAAGACGGAGCAGCUGAGCCCUGGCCACUACGGCGACCAGUCGCAUGGCUCUCCGGGGCACACCGACUACGGCUCCUACAGUGCUCAGGCCAGUGUCACCACUGCUGCCUCUGCCGUGGCCGCCAGCUCCUUCACCAGCUCACAGUGCGACUACACCGACCUGCAGGCCCCCAACUAUUAUGGCCCGUACCCUGGCUACCCAUCCGGCCUCUACCAGUACCCCUACUUCCACUCGCCCCGCCGACCCUACGCCUCGCCCCUGCUCGGUGGCCUCUCUGUGCCGCCUGCCCACAGCCCCCCCAGUAACUGGGAGCAGCCCGUGUACACCACCCUGACCAGACCCUGAGGGUGCGGCCGCGUGGACGGGCUGCGGCCGAGGACAACCUUGAUCUCGGCAAAGAUAGACAGACCUCCGGGGGCUUCCAGAAGGUGUGUGACAUGGGGAGGAGCCGCGGCUCCAUCAAGUGCCUGCUGAGGUCCGCGGGAAGCCAGGCUUUGUAAACAAGUCCCCUCUGCUUCCAGACUUCCAAACUCCCGUCCAUGGACAAAGCCCUCCUUCCCUUCUCUCUCUCUUUUUGCGGGGACUGCAACUGUGAAGGACAGUCACUGGGUCCCUCUUCCGAGCAGACGCCAGCGUCUGGGUUUUGCAUCUCAGUGUCUGCAAAGCAGCAGCCAUAGCACAAAGGACAAAAGGAGGGAAGAGGUGUGGGGUCUCCAGGCCGCCCGUGUUCCAAAGUCCUGGCCAGCCUUGGCGCUGAGAACUCCCCAGGACCAAUGGAUGACGUUCCUGAGGCCAGUUAUCACCCGUCACCCACAGCCUGGCGGGGAUGUGUCCGUGGGAGCACCUCUUGGGACCAGCCCGUUAGACCUGAGGUGUUCCUUGUAGUUAGGGUUCUUCCGAGCAAGGUUUGGCAGUGAUUAACACUUCUCUCUUUUUAUUUUAUUUUUUUAAUUUUUAUUUUUGAAGCUUCAAUGUGUUUGAU
Molecule: messenger RNA, 2029 nt
Organism: Kogia breviceps (pygmy sperm whale)
Lineage: Eukaryota; Metazoa; Chordata; Mammalia; Artiodactyla; Physeteridae
Gene: SOX8
Product: SRY-box transcription factor 8
Biological process (GO): neural crest cell development; morphogenesis of an epithelium; enteric nervous system development
Cellular component (GO): nucleus
Molecular function (GO): DNA-binding transcription factor activity, RNA polymerase II-specific; RNA polymerase II cis-regulatory region sequence-specific DNA binding
Source: RefSeq, a predicted model, not a curated record